Molecule: messenger RNA, 997 nt
Organism: Antechinus flavipes (yellow-footed antechinus)
Lineage: Eukaryota; Metazoa; Chordata; Mammalia; Dasyuromorphia; Dasyuridae
Gene: FXYD5
Product: FXYD domain containing ion transport regulator 5
Exons: 10
Coding region: 206-718 (170 amino acids)
Biological process (GO): regulation of sodium ion transmembrane transporter activity
Cellular component (GO): membrane
Molecular function (GO): sodium channel regulator activity
Source: RefSeq, a predicted model, not a curated record
UACUGGGGUGUCCCCCACUCUACCCUGCGUAGUCUCUCUCUGGCUCCCGCCCCUGACUUUGAAGCCAGGAAGCCAAAGAGGAAAUGACUCUCCCAGUCUUGGCCCCCGCCCGCCCCAUUCUCACCCACCCCUCCUCAUCUCCCCACCCCGCCCUGACUGUCCCCACCGGGCCAAGGCCACCAGCUCCGGACCCCCCAGCUCCAAGAUGUCAGCUUCAGGUCACCUCUACUUCCUCUUCCUCCUCCUGGGCUUGGCCCCAUCUUCAUGGACCCAAGGUACAUCGAUGGCCCCUGGAUCAGACAUGAUGGAAAAGAACCAUACAACCCCAUCUGAGGAGCCGUUUACUUCAAGUUUAAGCACAGCUCUAAGUCCAACCACCUCAGAGCUCCAGGUGACUUCCAUGGAUCCUACCAAGGAUGAUAAAGACACAGGCCAAACCCAGCCAGAGAAUAAGAUGGAGACAACUUCAGCAAUGGGUCACGCGGACCCUACUCCUGCGGGCAGCAGAACGAGCCCCCCGACGCCUCCCAUCUCCUCAGGUGGUGAGGAGAAGUGGGAUCCCUUCAAAAGCAAUGAAUAUACGCUCAGAAAGAGGGGUUUAAUUGCAGCUGCUGUACUCUUCAUUACCGGCAUCCUCAUCCUCACUAGCGAUCGAUGCCGCCAGUUCCGCUGGUGCAGAAGGCAGCAGCGAAGUGCCUACAAGGUGACCCAGGCCUGAGGCCCCAAUGCUAGUGAGGAAGCAGUGGUGGAACCCUGGUGUUCACGGAAGGAUCCCAAGGCUCUGGCCACCCCGGAGGCGCAGGGAGUUCUGAGAAGAAAGUCCUAGUGACCGAUCCUUUGUCUGACCUCCCAUCAUUAUAACCUCUUUCUCAGGAAGGCAUCGGCCCUCCCAAUUUCUAGGUCUCCCUGGCCUGUGAUGUCCUCCCUUAAGAUCCCGAGUUUCUCAGCACCCCGCAUGGUGCCAAAUACUCAAUAAACUUUUGUGAGGUCAGAUGAA